AUGGCAACCUAUGAAGAUCCCCUCCUUGGAGAUGUACACGUUUACCCCGAUAAAGGUACAGUCGCAUUUUUUGCUGGGUUGCAUGGCUGGGCUUUCACUCUAACUAACUUUGUCAAGAUGUAUGCGUCCAAAUUCGGUGUUGAUGAGGCUAAGAUGAUGGAAAGACUGGGGGGUGAAAAUUUCUUUGGCCCUGCUACCAAGAAAUGGACCAGCAAGAACACAGGUUCUUCAACGUCCAAACGUGGUUUCGUGCAGUUCUGCUAUGAACCUUUCAAGCAGAUUAUUAAUACUUGUAUGAAUGAUCAGAAAGAUAAGCUUUGGCCAAUGUUGCAGAAGCUUGGAGUUGCCAUGAAGUCCGAUGAGAAAGAUUUGAUGGGAAAAGCGUUAAUGAAACGGGUUAUGCAAACAUGGCUUCCUGCUAGUAGUGCUCUUCUUGAAAUGAUGGUAUUCCAUCUUCCAUCUCCCGCCACGGCUCAAAGAUACCGUGUUGAAAACUUGUAUGAAGGUCCACUUGACGAUGCAUAUGCUAGCGCAAUUAGGACUGCGAUCCUGACGGUCCUCUUAUGCUCAUCCAAGAUAUUCCAGCAUCUGACAAGGGUCGAUUCUUUGCUUUUGGUCGUGUGUUCUCCGGGAAGGUCUCAACUGGUUUGA
Fraxinus pennsylvanica is the source of this 651-nucleotide messenger RNA. The record is from the annotation of a GenBank genome assembly. NCBI's taxonomy places the organism in Eukaryota, Viridiplantae, Streptophyta, Magnoliopsida, Lamiales, Oleaceae.